CCGUCUUACUUCCCUCUACAGUGGGAGAGCACCGGGGAUCAAUGAUGGUGCGCGUCGCCGAUUGAUUGGGCGGCCUCCAAUGGCCAUUACGACCUGGUCAUUGAACUCCUCCAUCUCGACGCCAAUCUCCUCAUCAAGCUCACUUCCCUCCGCCGUAUCCGCCGCCUCGAAACGGUGUGGGACGACGUCGCCAAAUGCCGCUCUUUAGUCGCCAAAAGGCUUCUUCAUGAGUGCGAGACCAAGAAAGGCACCAAUACCUUGAUAAGAGCCGGCUACGGAGGCUGAUUUUUGGCACCGCCGCCUCGUCCGGUGACAUGGAUUUCGUCAAGCAACUGUUGGAGAGAGACCCUUUCCUUGUAUUCGGAGAAGGAGAGUAUGGGGUCACCGAUAUAUUUUAUGCAGCAGCCCGGAGCAGAAACGCCGAGCUCUUUACGAUGCUGCUCGAUUUCGCGGUGUCGUCGAGGGACAAAGAGGAUGAAUUGAGUGAAACUCGGUCGGUUUUUAAGUGGGAAAUGAUGAACAGAGCGGUUCACGCGGCGGCUAGAGGUGGCAGUUUGGAGAUUUUAAGGAAGAUUCUUGGGGAUUCCGAUGAUGUUUUGGCCUAUAGAGAUGUGCAGGGUUCUACUAUUUUGCAUACUGCUUCCGGUAGAGGACAGGUUGAGGUAGUGAAGGAUCUAGUAGCAUCGUAUGAGAUCAUAACCCCUACGGACAAUCAAGGGAACACGACUCUGCAUGUGGCGGCUUAUCGCGGUUAUUUAAAGGUCGUCGAGUUUCUUAUUCAAGCGUCUCCGAGUUUGGCCUCUGCGCAGAACGAUUACGGACAUACUUUUCUUCAUAUGGCUGUUGCCGGUUUUAGAACCCCGGGAUUUCGAAGAAUCGACCGGCAGAUCGAGUUAAUGAAACGAUUAGUAUGCGACGAGGCUGUCGACAUUCGGGAUAUCAUCAAUGUGAGGAACUCGGAUGGAAGAACUGUAUUGCAUAUGGCUUUAACCGAGAAUGUUCAGUCGAGUCUGGUGGAACUACUCAUGUCCGUGCCGUAUAUCGACGUCAAUGUCCGCGAUGCUGAUGGCUUGACUCCAUUAGAUCUCCUCAAGAGAAGGCCUAAUUCCGCAUCCUCGGAAAUUUUAAUCAAAGAACUAAUUGCAGCUGGAGGAAUCUCUAACUGUCAAGACAAUGUAGUGAGAAGUGCCAUAUUUUCUCAUCUGAAAGAGCACGGUGUCCGUGCCAGUCCCGGAACGUCGUUUAGAGUCCCCGAUGCAGAAAUAUUCUUGUACACCGGGUUCGAGAAUGCAUACGGUGCAGGUUGCGAUCGAGAAAGCGUGGGACAUAGUUCAUGCCUGAGUGAACUAAGUGACUUGAAACUAAGUAAUUCCUUCGAUAAUAAGAAGUCGAGCUCCAUAAAUCAUACGGCGAGACGCCUGAAGAAUCUUCUCCAUUGGCCUAGGAAGAAGGUUAGAAAAGCUGCUAGCAUGGAAUCGGUGGACGACGAUGACCCUUUGGAGGUCAUAAGUACUAGUAGAAACUCGCCAGUCAAUCAUAUUCCGCUUCGUGAAAAGUACACGAAAUCUUCAUCUCUUCUGAGCAAUAAGACGAUAUUUUCACUACCAAGUGAUCUUCCGAGCCGAUCCAGCAGGAAGAUAUUCACUGCAGGGCUAACUCACGGAGUGAUCCAGGCAGUAACCCCUUUAAAAUCACCUCCGAGCCCUUUCUCGGUAUCUUCUACCGAUGAACAAAAGAGCAUCCAGGACGCUCGACUUAAACAGUUGUUCAACGGUAAAAAGACACGAAUGAUCCCGAAGCAAACUUCGGUCGACAAGAGGCUGAUGAACCAGUAUUUCUGUUUCGGAACAGAAGGCCUGGUGACCAUCGAAGAUAAUCGAACCCACACACGGCUGGAUAGCAGCAUCAAGAGUGCCACUUCUUUAGUUGCUUGACACAAUGUACAUCAAUAAACAUGCCUAGUUGUAUAAUAUGUUCAAAUUUGUU
Hibiscus syriacus is the source of this 1986-nucleotide messenger RNA. Its product is annotated as protein phosphatase 1 regulatory subunit 12A-like. Gene Ontology annotation, cellular component: chloroplast outer membrane. The record is from RefSeq and is a predicted model, not a curated record. Gene Ontology annotation, biological process: protein targeting to chloroplast. NCBI's taxonomy places the organism in Eukaryota, Viridiplantae, Streptophyta, Magnoliopsida, Malvales, Malvaceae. Gene Ontology annotation, molecular function: protein binding; chloroplast targeting sequence receptor activity. Bases 315 to 1934 code for a protein of 539 amino acids. The transcript is spliced from 2 exons.